Molecule: messenger RNA, 1120 nt
Organism: Achroia grisella
Lineage: Eukaryota; Metazoa; Arthropoda; Insecta; Lepidoptera; Pyralidae
Product: aldo-keto reductase AKR2E4-like
Exons: 7
Coding region: 68-1009 (313 amino acids)
Cellular component (GO): cytosol
Molecular function (GO): aldose reductase (NADPH) activity
Source: RefSeq, a predicted model, not a curated record
GAUCGCUGGAAGGACCUCAGUGAGAUUGAAUAGUAAUCAGUUCAAUAGUGAGAUCUGUACAGGCAACAUGUUACUUGUACAAGCAAUUUAUUUAUGCGGGAUCAAUUUUGCACUAGCCACCGAGGCCCCAUAUUUAGACCUGAAUGAUGGGAAUAAGAUUCCUACUGUGGCUUUAGGUACAGGAAGAGGAACCGCGCAUGGCUCGUCUGUCGACGAGGUUCGGGAUGCUGUGUUAUGGGCAAUAGAAGAAGGAUACCGUCAUAUUGAUACUGCGGUAUUGUACGAGGACGAGGUACAAGUAGGCCAAGGUGUUGCAGAUGCCAUCGCCAAGGGGCUGGUUACAAGAGAACAAGUAUUUAUUACGACAAAACUGCCAAAUGACAAGCAUGCUCGGGAACAAGUAGUGCCCACUCUUAAAGAGUCACUGGCCAAGCUUGGCGUGGAUUACGUAGACCUGUUUCUUAUACACUUUCCUCUGGCUACAAAGAGUGACGGCUCUCCAGAUGACAUAGAUUAUUUGGAAACUUGGAGAGGCAUGGAAGACGCGAAGCAGCUAGGUCUCGUAAAAUCUAUUGGAGUUUCAAACUUCAAUAUCGAACAGAUAGACAGAGUGUUAGCUGAAGGCAAGGUUAAACCGGCUGUAAAUCAGAUUGAGGUACACCCAGCACAUACAAAUGAAGAAUUAGUGAUCCAUUGUCAAAAUAAAGGUAUUACUGUUAUGGCAUACAGUCCGUUUGGGUUCUUGGUGCCUAGACGUUAUGCUGGUGCAUCACCACCACCACCACCACAGAUCGACAAUCCCACUUUGGUGAAAAUUGGAGAAAAGUACGGCAAGAGUACUGGACAGGUUGUAUUGAGAUAUUUGAUCGACCGCGGCCUAAUUAUAGUUCCAAAAUCAACAAACAAACAGCGUAUAGCACAGAAUAUUAAUUUGUUUGAUUUCAAACUAACGCAGGAGGAAGUUGCCACUAUCAACAAAUUUAAUAAAAAUAGAAGUGUAUUUGAAUGAUUUUUCAGAUCGGAAAUAUCUUUACUUAAUUUUGUAUACAUACAAAACUAAGUGUAACAACAAUUGUAAAAUUUAUGCUUGUCUGUACUUAUACAGUUAUAUUAUCGUAAA